Prorocentrum cordatum is the source of this 2093-nucleotide messenger RNA. Lineage: Eukaryota; Dinophyceae; Prorocentrales; Prorocentraceae. The record is from the annotation of a GenBank genome assembly.
AUGAGUCCCAUGGUGGAGAGUAAGCCGGCCAUAGUGGCGGCUGUGUUGAGAGGGCUGCGUAGACAGCUGCAGCAGGACGGUGCGGUCAGCAUCAACGCCCUGGAGCCGGGCAUUACCGGCCACGACACCCAGGAGUGGGACGAAGACGGGCUCGAGCAGUUCUUCGACGAGCUGACGGGCGAACGGUUGAACUCCCGAGACGUCAGGGAAGCCAAAGUCAAGGAAAUCGAGUUCCUUCGUACUUUCCCUGUCUAUGAGAAGGUGCCAGAGGCGAUGGCCAAGGGCAAAGAGUUCAUCUCGACAAGGUGGACCAUAACCAACAAAGGGGACGUAAACGCACCAGACGUUCGAGCUAGAUUCGUCGGGCGUGAGUUCAAGUGGAAGUCGCCGGCGAUGGAGAACACAUUUGCCGCGACUCCACCGUUGGAGUCGUUGAAGUACUUGUUGUCUCGGUUCCAGUCGCGCAGGAGGGGACCGGCCAGAAGCCCAGGAGAGCGUAAGAUCUUAGUUUUGGACGUUUCUCGAGCGCAUUUUCAUCCGAAGUGCCGCCGGGAGCUGUACAUCCGGCUGCCAGAAGAGGACGCUCAGGCAGGCUUCGUGGGCAGGUUGUUGCGCACCCUGUACGGGACACGAGAUGCAGCAAACGCCUGGGACGAAUUCUUCAACGAAGCGAUCGUCAGGCGCGAGUACGAGGUGGGGCUGUCAUCACCUUGUCUGUACUACUGCGCUGCCGAGGACAGCGCUGGGUGGCGCCACGGAGACGAUCUCGUUUUCGAGGGACCUGAUGAGUGGUUAGACCGGCUCGAAGAGGGCCUCCGGAGCGUGAUGAUCCUCAAGAGACGCGCAAAGCUUGGCUGGGGCACAGCAGACGACAAGCACGUUACCAUCCUGAACAGGCUGGUGGACUUGAACGACGCGUCCCGGGUGGUUUCUCUCGAACCUGACCCACGCCAUGUUGACCUGCUUCGUGGCCUGGUUGGAUUCGACGGCCGGUCGAAAUCCGUGACGACACCUGCCGACAAGCGUUUGGAGGACAUGCACGACGAGGAGCCCCUAGGCCGAGGGCAGGCGACAGCAUUCCGAUCCGCAACAAUGAGGCUAGCUUAUCUCGCUGCGGACGUCCCGGUGUACGGAUUCAGCGCAAACCGGUUGGCGAGGUUCAUGGCUAAGCCAACAGUUGGGUCUUGGGCACGCUUGAAGAGAUGCUUGAGGUACCUACAUGGGCACGGCCGGUGGAUCCAGCAGUUCCCUUUGCAGGACCAGCCGGGCAGGAUCGACGUGUACGCCGACAGCGACUGGGCUCAGGAUCUGGAUCGUAAGAGUGUAUCUUGUGCGGUAACGAUGCACGGCAAGCAUUGCCUGCGAGUGCAGGUGGCGACCCAAACGGCCCCUGCCCUGAGUUCUGGCGAGGCGGAGUUCGUGGCCCAGGUCAAGGGCGGCUCUACCGCCAUCGGCAUGAGAUCGAUGAUCCGGGACAUGGGGGGACAGGUGUCCAUUGACCUCCACACCGACAGCACGGCAGGCAAGGGCAUCGCGUCGAGAGUGGGCUUGGGCAAGGUCCGUCAUCUCGACACGGGCUUGCUCUGGCUACAACACCACGUCAAUCGCAGAGACCUCAGGAUCAAGAAGGUGCACAAGGACGAGAACCUGGCGGACAUCGGAACGAAAGCCGUCAGCGUCACCGUGCAGGAGACUUUGAUGAAGUUGAUGAACUUCAGAGAGGCCACAGGACGGCACCCGAAGGCACUGAGGGUUGCCGGAGAAGCGGUCGAGCCAGAAGCGGGUAGCACCGUGCUGGCCGACGAGCCCGACUGAGAGCAUGCAGCUUAGUUGCCAGAAUCGAUCUGAGACCGUGGACGUUUGAGUCCAGAAUGGCAGCGGUUCCGAGUUUGGCCUUUCCUGCGAAGACAGGAUACGGCCAAGGAGGGGUGUUCGGGUUAAACCCCUGCCCCGGGAAGGAAGGUAGCAUGUAGCGUAGCAGAAGCAUCAAUCCCAUGAAGUGGGAUAGCAGUUGGGUGUAGCAUUGCAUGCAGCACACGGCCGAUCGGCAGAGAGACUGACCGGAAACGUUUUGGCUCAAGAGCGCAAGGGAG